This is a messenger RNA of Esox lucius (northern pike), 2027 nucleotides long. It is a transcript of the gene htr1aa, whose product is annotated as 5-hydroxytryptamine (serotonin) receptor 1A a. The coding region runs from base 356 to 1636 and encodes 426 amino acids. Gene Ontology annotation, cellular component: plasma membrane. The record is from RefSeq and is a predicted model, not a curated record. Lineage: Eukaryota; Metazoa; Chordata; Actinopteri; Esociformes; Esocidae. Gene Ontology annotation, biological process: regulation of hormone secretion; regulation of behavior; adenylate cyclase-activating adrenergic receptor signaling pathway. Gene Ontology annotation, molecular function: G protein-coupled serotonin receptor activity. The transcript has a single exon.
AACACACUGCCGGGGAGAGAAGAGCUACAAAACUCCGAGCCGAACACAUCGCGGUCUGACGUAUACCUGCCGCUGCUGGUAUAAAUGAAUUCACGUCGUCACCAGGCGCAUAUGAUUCGCAGGACCAGUAAGCGCCCCGGCCGAGAACACACACAUGCACUCACGCGGACACACACACAGCAAUCUGCGUCAUGCGUCCCGGGAACAAGGGAACAGGCACGGGAACUCCGAUGGACCCCGGUAGUACCCACACCGGCACCAGCACUAGGGACUGACCGAGCAUCGAAUUUCCCCUUUUGGUUCCCCCGUCCUGUCCUACCAGGCGCACGGUGUGUGUCUCGGUACCAGACGAACUAUGGAUUUUAUCAACAAUGGCAGUGAUAAUAGCAAUACAACAGCCGCAUUCCCCGACGUCAGAGAUGCCAUUCAAGAGUGGGGUGACAAUGAGAACGCAACGGGGUCGGGAAGUGUUCCCGAGCUGGAGCUGAGUUACCAGGUGGUCACAUCUUUGCUGCUCGGUGCGCUCAUCCUCUGUUCCAUAUUCGGCAACGCGUGCGUCGUCGCAGCAAUCGCGCUGGAGAGGUCACUCCAGAAUGUGGCCAACUACCUGAUCGGCUCGCUAGCCGUCACGGACCUCAUGGUAUCGGUUCUGGUACUACCUAUGGCGGCCCUCUACCAAGUCCUGAACAAAUGGACCCUAGGACAGGAGAUAUGUGAUAUAUUCAUCUCUCUAGAUGUUUUGUGCUGCACCUCGUCCAUUUUGCAUCUGUGCGCAAUAGCACUGGACAGGUACUGGGCUAUCACGGAUCCAAUAGACUAUGUUAACAAACGGACACCCAAGCGAGCCGUGCUGCUGAUCAGCUUGACUUGGCUGAUUGGGUUUUCGAUCUCUAUCCCACCCAUGCUAGGGUGGAGAAAAGCCGAGGACAGGGCGAACCAGGAUGCCUGCACCAUCAGCAAGGACCCGGGCUACACUAUCUACUCCACGUUCGGGGCUUUUUACAUCCCGCUCAUCCUCAUGCUAGUCCUUUACGGGCGGAUAUUCAAGGCAGCCAGGUUCCAAGUUUGGAAAACUGUCAAGAAAACGGAAAAGGCGAAAGUGUCAGACAAGUGCUUGGCUGUGUCACCGGCUAUUUUCCAUAAGAAGAUCAACGGAGAGACGGGAGGGAAGAACUGGAAACGCAGUGUGGAACCUACAUUGAACUCCCCGUGCAUAAACGGCGCGGUGAAGCACGGGGUGGACGCCGAGUCGUUGGAGAUCAUCGAAGUUACUUACAGUUCUAAGAAUCAUCUUCCUCUGCCAAACACUCCACAGUCCACACGUGAUUUCGAGAACCGGAAUGAAAAGAACGCAGAAGCUAAGAGAAAAAUAGCUCUGGCCAGGGAGCGGAAAACUGUAAAGACGCUCGGUAUAAUAAUGGGGACUUUUAUUUUCUGCUGGCUGCCGUUUUUCAUCGUUGCGCUGGUCUUGCCUUUCUGUUCAGAGAGCUGUUACAUGCCAGGGUGGCUGGGCGACGUCAUCAACUGGCUGGGCUAUUCGAACUCUCUCCUAAACCCUAUCAUUUAUGCCUACUUUAACAAAGACUUCCAAAGUGCUUUCAAAAAGAUCAUAAGAUGCAAAUUCCACAGACCGUGAGCCAGCCGUUCAUUCGUAAAGUGUUAAGGUUGACUUCAUUUCAGUGGAGUUUAUGAAACGAAAAGAAGCAACAUGUUAUAUUCAGGGACUGUCUCAACGCUACGGUGUGAAUUAGAAACAAAUUAGCCUGUUCAUAUACAUUGAAACGUGGAGAGAGAUAAGCAGUAUAUUUGUAUAUGCGCUUUAGGCUGCACCCGUGUAGAAUAUUCAAUGUUGUAGAUAUCUACGAAGCAUCAUUGUAUUUCCAUGCAAGACGAGUCAUUCAAAUACAAUGUAAUGAAUUCAUGCAUUCCAUCCAAGAGACUCGAGCGACGACGAGCGCGCUAGGGUUUCCGUUCUACAUCAUACGAGCUUUGUAGCCCUGAAACAAUAAAAAUCAAAAUUCUGCAAA